Molecule: messenger RNA, 804 nt
Organism: Cylicocyclus nassatus
Lineage: Eukaryota; Metazoa; Nematoda; Chromadorea; Rhabditida; Strongylidae
Source: the annotation of a GenBank genome assembly
AUGGCGAAGAGCUCCGAAAAGGUACUUGAUGCAGUGGCGGCUUUCCGAAUAGAGACGGAUUCUGCUUGGGUCGAGAUGAUGGAGGUGCAAGUCAUGGUCACUCCGCCGACGCGAGCACCAAAAAAUCCAUUCAGCUCUUUCUUUCGCCCGAAGAGGCAGAUGUUCGCUGGCCUACCAGCGUGGUGCCAUUGUGAGCCAGAAACUAUCACAUGUCCUCCUGGGCCUCCAGGUCCACCUGGACAGCCUGGAAUGCCAGGAAAUCCUGGACCACCAGGACCACCGGGUCAAGACGAUAUGACCGUUUAUGCACCAAUUCAUUGCCCACCGCCUGACCAUGCAUGUGUCAGAUGCCCACCAGGGCCGGCAGGUCCCCCUGGACCCGACGGACCUCCAGGAAAUCCCGGGAUGGACGGUAGGCCUGGAAGUCCGGGGACCCGUGGGAAGAACGGUCCACCUGGACCAGCAGGACCUCCAGGUGAAGCUGGACAAGCUGGCCAUCCAGGCAUGGACGGUCGACCGGGAGCACCUGGAAUGGAUGGAAGGAAGGGUGUGGGACAGCCUGGAAUGCCAGGACCUCCGGGGCCACGCGGUGAGAUGGGUAAAACUGGACCUAGUGGCAAAGACGGCGAACCUGGUCGAGCGGGUCCUCAAGGACCUCCAGGACAGCCUGGUAUGCCGGGAACGCGAGGAAGUGAUGGACACCCGGGUUCAAGUGGAAUGCCUGGACCACCGGGAAAAGAUGCGCAUUAUUGCCCUUGUCCACGUCGCAGUCAUAUGCGCAGAAGGAAGAAGAAGUUCUUUUAA